AUGGCGGCGGCGGGGAGCGCGGCGGCGGCGCCCGGGCCCGAACCCAUGCCUAGCUACGCGCAGCUGGUGCGGCGCGGCUGGGGCAGCGCGCUGGCGGCGGCGCGGGGCUGCGCGGGCUGCGGCUGGGGGCUGGCGCGCCGCGGCCUGGCCGAGCACGCGCGCCUGGCACCGCCGGAGCUACUGCUGCUGGCGCUCGGCGCGCUCGGCUGGACGGCUCUGCGCUCGGCGGCCACCGCGCGCCUCUUUCGGCCCCUGGCCAAACGGUGCCGCCUCCAGCCUAGAGACGCGGCCAAGAUGCCUGAGAGCGCCUGGAAGUUUCUCUUCUACCUGGGCUCCUGGAGCUACAGUGCCUACCUGCUCUUCGGCACUAACUACCCCUUCUUUCAUGACCCACCGUCUGUCUUCUAUGAUUGGACGCCAGGCAUGGCAGUGCCACGGGACAUCGCGGCCGCCUACCUGCUGCAGGGAAGCUUCUACAGCCACUCCAUCUAUGCCACGCUGUACAUGGACACAUGGCGCAAGGACUCCGUGGUCAUGCUCAUCCACCACGUGGUCACCCUGGUCCUCAUUGUCUCCUCGUACGCCUUCCGGUACCACAAUGUGGGCAUCCUUGUGUUCUUCCUGCAUGACAUCAGCGACGUGCUGCUUGAGUUCACCAAGCUCAACAUCUACUUCAAGUCCUGCAGUGUCUCCCACCACCGGCUGCAUGCCCUGGUGGCAGACCUGGGCUGCCUCAGCUUCUGUUUCAGCUGGUUCUGGUUCCGCCUCUACUGGUUCCCACUCAAGGUCCUGUACGCCACAUGCCACUGCAGCCUGCUUUCCGUGCCUGACAUUCCCUUCUACUUCUUCUUCAACGCCCUCCUGCUGCUGCUCACCCUCAUGAACCUCUACUGGUUCCUGUACAUCGUGGCUUUGGCGGUCAAGGUGCUGACAGGCCAGAUGCGCGAGCUGAAAGACCUACGGGAAUACGACACAGCAGAGGCCCAGAGCCCCAAGCCCAGCAAAGCUGAGAAGUCGCUGAGGAACGGCCUGGUGAAGGGCAAGCGCUUCUGACCCCCUUGGCCCCCGCCCUGCCACCCGUGAAUCGUCCAGCGCAACCAC
This is a messenger RNA of Cynocephalus volans (Philippine flying lemur), 1101 nucleotides long. RefSeq names its product ceramide synthase 1 (gene CERS1). Gene Ontology annotation, molecular function: sphingosine N-acyltransferase activity. Bases 1 to 1053 code for a protein of 350 amino acids. Gene Ontology annotation, biological process: ceramide biosynthetic process. Lineage: Eukaryota; Metazoa; Chordata; Mammalia; Dermoptera; Cynocephalidae. Gene Ontology annotation, cellular component: membrane. The transcript is spliced from 7 exons. The record is from RefSeq and is a predicted model, not a curated record.